Gongylonema pulchrum is the source of this 399-nucleotide messenger RNA. The record is from the annotation of a GenBank genome assembly. Lineage: Eukaryota; Metazoa; Nematoda; Chromadorea; Rhabditida; Gongylonematidae.
AUGAAAACAGGGAAAGUGGUGCUGGUGCUCGGUGGGCGUUAUGCGGGCCGAAAAGCGAUCAUUGUGAAGGCCUACGAUGAUGGCUCAUCGGAUCGAGCCUACAGCCACGCAUUGAUCGCCGGCAUCGACAAAUAUCCACGGCCGGUAACGAAACGAAUGGGAAAGAAGAAGAUCAGAAGCAGAAAUAAACUUCGUCCAUUCAUACGCAUCGCUAGCUAUUCCAACUUACUCCCAACCAGAUAUUCGGUAGACGUUGCAUUGGAUAAGAACUUAGUGAACAAAGAAGUGCUGAAAGAGCCAACGAAGAAGAGGAAAGCACGAGCGGAAAUCAAAGCAAAGUUCGAGGAGCGAUACAAAACUGGCAAAAAUAGAUGGUUCUUUACAAAAUUACGUUUCUGA